Molecule: messenger RNA, 1252 nt
Organism: Erinaceus europaeus (western European hedgehog)
Lineage: Eukaryota; Metazoa; Chordata; Mammalia; Eulipotyphla; Erinaceidae
Gene: RNF175
Product: ring finger protein 175
Exons: 9
Coding region: 59-1105 (348 amino acids)
Cellular component (GO): endoplasmic reticulum membrane; Golgi membrane
Molecular function (GO): metal ion binding; ubiquitin protein ligase activity
Source: RefSeq, a predicted model, not a curated record
CUGUGAUGUAUUCUCCUUCCUUGAAAAAAUCUGAAGCCACCACCAGGUCCCAGGAGCUAUGCUACACCUGGGGUGCAGGGCGAUGGCCCCUUCCUUGGGGGACCCAAACUGGAGGGACACUAAAGCACAGAUGACAGUAGCUCGCAGUUUCAAGAGUCUGGUGAGAUAUCUGAGAAGCCAGAUCUCUCACACAAAGCUUUCUGCGGAGGAUGAGUGGAAUCUGCAGCAGGAGAGGAUGUACAACAAGAUGCACCGGGGCCACGAGUCCAUGCACGUGGAGAUGAUCCUGAUCUUCCUGUGCGCGCUGGUCGUCGCGCAGGUAGUGCUGGUGCGCUGGAGGCAGAGACACUGCCGCUCCUACAAUCUGGUGACACUGUUGCAGAUGUGGGUCGUCCCUUUGUAUUUCACCAUCAAGCUGUACUGGUGGCGGUUUCUUUCUCUGUGGGGACUGUUCUCAGUUAUUACCAGUUACAUCCUCUUCAUCGCCACUCGAAAACCCCUCUCGGGGAAGACACCACGAGUGGUCUACAAGUGGUUUCUUCUCAUCUACAAACUCAGCUAUGUCUUUGGCCUGGUGGGCUACACAGCCAUCAUGUUUACAAUGUGUGGAUUCAAUUUCUUGUUCAAGAUCAAGGCUAGAGAUUCCAUGAACUUUGGCAUCGUGUCGCUGUUCUACGGCCUCUACUAUGGUGUGAUGGGGAGAGACUUUGCAGAGAUCUGCUCUGACUACAUGGCUUCUACCAUUGGGUUCUACAGCGGCAAUGGGAUGCCCACGAGGAGCCUGUCCAAAAACAUCUGCGCCGUGUGCGGGCAGCAGAUCGUGGUGGAGCUGGACGAAGACGGCGUCAUCGAGAACACCUACCAGCUCUCCUGCAACCACGUUUUUCAUGAAUUCUGCAUCCGAGGUUGGUGUAUUGUUGGGAAAAAGCAGACUUGCCCUUACUGCAAAGAGAAGGUGGAUUUGAAGAGGAUGAUCAGUAAUCCCUGGGAGCGCACCCACAUUCUAUAUGGACAAAUCCUGGACUGGCUUCGCUACCUGGUAGCCUGGCAGCCCGUGGUGAUAGGGGUGGUUCAAGGCAUUAACUAUUCACUCGGGCUGGAGUAGCACAGAAGAUCUUGCCCAAAAGACAUGUAUUGCAUGCCGAGAUAUUUUUACAUCCUUCAUUCUGUAUUUAAUACCAAUGUUCUUUUUUAAAGUUUAGAGAUGAUUCCAAGAUCCUAGAGAGCCAAAUAAAGGUGGCACCCUACACAA